AGCCGGGCGCAGUGGGCGCAGCACGCAGCCAAACAACAGAGGCGCGAUCUGCCGGCCUGCCUGUGCGGCCUGUGCCUUUCCGCCUUUGGCCUGCCACGCCGCCGUUGCUUGUGUCGCCGUCGGUCGCCGCCGAGACUCACUGUCGGCGUGCCGCCGGGUCGUCCGGUUUGGCUUUGCCUGCUUCGCCUUUGCUGCUGUGGCGAAGCGCAAAGCGCGAAGCACGCCAAGUGGAGUGGCGGAGGCUAGCGCUAGCGGUGACAGCCGCGCGCUUCGGAUUCGGACCUGUCAGUCAGACCCGUGGCGGAGCUCUUGACCGACCGGCGCGGCGCCGUAAGCAAGUUCGAGUACACACACAAUAACAGCGCUCUCGGCGCGGCCGCGCGGCCAAGGAGACAGACAGCUCGCCGAAGCACUCCGCUGCGAACCACACGCGGCGCCGCCGAUUCCCUGUCGCGCACCUACGCGAACUCUGUCGACGGGUUUUUGUUCAAAUUUGAAUACGUGAUGGCGUCGUCGAAGAAGCAGAAGAAGACGCAAAGUCAGAGUCCGCAACGAAGCGGCGGCGGCAGCGCACAGGCGGCGAAGGCCAAGACUCCUUCGCGGUGGAGGACUCCCCUACUCGUGGCAGUGCUGGCCCUGUGUGUGUACCGAGGACUCGAGUACCAUAACUACUGGCACUCGUUAAGCCCCGUGGUGGAGACGAAGCAAGGCCCCGUCCAGGGGCGCGCCGCCGUCACCAAGGCCGGCACGGAGUACUUGGCCUUCCAGGGGCUGCCGUUCGCAGAGCCCCCCGUGGGCCCGCUGCGCUUCCUGGACCCCGUGCCGCCGCGGUCCUGGGCGCCCCAAGUCCGGGACGCGCGCGCCGACGGCCCCAUGUGCAGGCAGCCCCAGAUGAAGGUCCCCGGCGUGCUGCCGAGCAACAUGACGGUCAUGGACGUGGUGCGCUUCCUCGGCACCGUCCCGGCGCUGGCGCACCGCGCCCUCAAGGUGAUGCGGCAGAGCGAGGACUGCCUGCACCUCAACGUGUACACCCCCGAGGUGGGUGCCGACGCGGCGCUGCCCGUGCUGGUCUUCGUGCACGGCGGCGCGUUCGUCUACGGCGACGGCGGCAGCGACAUGUUCGGCCCGGAGCACUUCGUGGACCGCGGCGUGGUGCUGGUCGUCCCCAACUACCGCCUCGGCCCGUUCGGCUUCCUGGCGCUGGGCGAGGCGGCCGAGGGCGGCAAGAAGGUGGGCGGCGCGCCGCGGGGCGUGGGCAACGCCGCGCUCAAGGACGUGGUAGCCGCGCUGCGCUGGGUCAAGGACAACAUCGCGCACUUCGGCGGCGACCCCGACAAGGUGACCAUCGGGGGCCAGUCGGCCGGCGGCGCCAUCGCCAGCUACAUGACCCUCGUGCCGGCCGCCAAAGGCCUGUUCCGCAGCGCCAUCAGCAUGUCCGGCACCGCGCUGCACCACUGGGCCUUCAGCACCCCGGAGAAGGCUCUGGAGCGCGGCCGCAUCCUGGCCCGCCGCCUCCGGGCGAAGAUGGGCCACGCCCAGGCCGACGGGGAGAGCCCAGAGGACGCGCUUCGCUUCCUCCAGAGCGUGGACGCGGCCGCCCUCGCGGACUACACCAACUACUGCGACGUGCAGGACGAGUCGAGGUGGCUGAUGGACGAGUUCCCGUUCCAGCCCACCGUCGACGGCGACCUGGUGCCGGCCGCCCCCUUGGACCUGCUCCGCGCCGGACGCUUCCAGCAGGUGCCCACACUGCUGGGACUCAGCGCGAGGGAGGGCCUCUUCAUCUUCCCCAGCUCCCUGACGAGAAACCGCACUCUGGAAAACAUGGCUGGGCUGGUGGACGCGGACUUCUUCUGGGCGCUGCCCGAGUACAUGCGCAAGGGACUUCCCCGCGGCUCGGAGGCGCUGAGGCUGGCCGAGGUGGCCGCCAAAGAGUUCUACUUCGGCAAGCAGAGCAUGGCCGAGGGCUCCAUGCAGCAGUUCGUCGAUUUUUAUGGCACUCUAAUGUUUGACUACGACACCUACCGUUUUACGAGAGAGUUGACUGCCGUGUCCCAAACUCCCGUCUUCGCCUACAACUUCACAUUUGAGGGACGCCAGAACCUCUUCAGGAGGGUUUUAGUCUACCACGUCCCAGAGUUCAAAGGUGCUACCCACAGUGAUGAUCUGGGUUACUUGUUUGGAAAUGACUUACUUCCACAAGUACAUCUUUUGGAGUCUGACCCUGAACUAUCAUUUCAAAAAAACUUUGUGACAUCAUUUUCAAAUUUUAUAAAGACAGGAAAUCCUACUAGACCAGAAAAGUCUUAUCCUAAAUGGCCUUCAAUGACAAAAACUGGAUCUCCUGUGAUGAAGAUCAAUGUUGAUAGUACAUUGCAGGAGGGGUACAGACCAGACCAUAUCUCUCUGUGGAAUACUUUCUUCAAGAACAUUGCAUGAUUAUAAUGAUGCUAAAACUUAAAGAAGUCUUCUCUAAUUGAACAUUCUAUACCUGAUGUACCAAAAUGGCAGGAGAUACCAGAAGGCAAUUUAAAAUACAUGUUCAAUAAAUUUUAGGUAUACGUAUUGCUAA
Molecule: messenger RNA, 2572 nt
Organism: Thrips palmi
Lineage: Eukaryota; Metazoa; Arthropoda; Insecta; Thysanoptera; Thripidae
Product: esterase B1-like
Exons: 10
Coding region: 505-2439 (644 amino acids)
Source: RefSeq, a predicted model, not a curated record